Messenger RNA from Maylandia zebra (zebra mbuna), 6799 nucleotides. Its product is annotated as myocyte-specific enhancer factor 2D homolog. Gene Ontology annotation, biological process: positive regulation of transcription by RNA polymerase II; cell differentiation; heart development. Lineage: Eukaryota; Metazoa; Chordata; Actinopteri; Cichliformes; Cichlidae. The record is from RefSeq and is a predicted model, not a curated record. Gene Ontology annotation, molecular function: histone deacetylase binding; protein dimerization activity; DNA-binding transcription factor activity, RNA polymerase II-specific.
UACACUGGGUACGCUGUGUCGCCUGGGUGGAUAGUAUAGUUACAUCAACAUUAAAGGGAAUAAAAUGCCGCGGAUUCAUGUAAAUAGAGACUUCGCUUCAGCGCUCAUAAUUAAUGUUUCUUAAUUAACACGGGUCACCUCUGGAGCCGGUAGUGGCAGGCCUAUUUUCGGUGUUUAUCAGCAAUAUUUCAGGGAGAGGAGUGUCGUCAUCCUCACCACAGCAGCUGGGGGGUAAGUUUGUCACUUUAGUCCCCGUUGAACAAAUGACGAACUGAGAACCAUCUCAACCUCAAGCGUCUCCGCAGCACCCGCUCGUUGAAGGAGUCGACCACGUUGCCUCGCCACACUGGACAGAGAAAUGUGUCUGUGCGUGUCCUCGAGUGCAUGACCGCAUCUCAGUGUUUUGUGGCUGCACUUCCUCUCUCACCUUCCGAGAGGCACUUCUGCACUUGACUGACUGCAACAUUUGUCUUCAUCACAACAAAGCAUCAUGGGUAGGAAAAAGAUUCAGAUCCAAAGGAUCACCGAUGAAAGGAACAAGCAGGUGACAUUCACAAAGCGAAAGUUUGGUUUGAUGAAGAAAGCCUACGAGCUGAGUGUAUUGUGUGACUGCGAGAUUGCCCUGAUCAUCUUCAACCAUGCGAACAAACUGUUCCAGUAUGCCAGUACUGACAUGGACAAGGUCCUGCUCAAAUACACAGAGUACAAUGAGCCGCAUGAGAGCCGGACCAAUGCCGAUAUCAUUGAGACUUUGAGAAAGAAAGGCUUCAACGGCUGUGACAGCCCAGAGCCAGACGGCGAAGACUCGAUCGACCAAAGUCCCCUUAAUGAUGACAAAUACCGGAAAACCACAGAGGACCUGGAUGUUCUCUUCAAACGCUACGGACAGUCAACAGCUCCGCCUCAGACGUUCUCCAUGCCGGUCACCGUCCAGGCAUCCAAUCAAAGCACACUGCAGUUCAGCAACCCUGGCAGCGCACUGGUAACUACCUCCUAUGUAACAUCAUCAUCGCUCACGGAUACCCACCUCCUGUCGCCACAGCAACCGGCUCUUCAGAGAAAUACGGUGUCUCCUGGGUUGCCACAGCGACCAGCCAGUGCAGGCGCUCUUCUUGGAGGCGACCUGAAUAAUUCAAAUGGAGGAUGUCCAAGUCCAGUCCCUAAUGGAUACACCAGUGCCAGGGCCUCCCCAGGCCUCCUCACCGUUUCCAACGGCAACAGUCUGGGGAAACUAGUUCCGGCCAAGUCUCCACCCCCACCUCCGAGCCCCCAGAUGGUCAACAGCCGCAAGCCAGACCUCCGAGUCAUCACCUCACAGGGCGGAAAGAGCCUCAUGCAGAUGAACGCCCAGCGACUGGCAGCUGGAGCUCAAACUCUCACCACGCCAGUGGUCUCUGUAGCCACACCGAGCCUCCUGGCACAGGGGCUGCCCUUCUCCGCCAUGCCUACAGCGUACAACACAGAGUACCAGCUGACCAGCGCGGACAUCACUGCUCUACACGCUCUGGCGUCACCAGGAGGCUUGCUGCCCACCGGCGUGUCCACAUGGCAGCAGCAGACGGUUUCCCAGCCAAGUCAGCAGCAGCAGCAACAGCAAACACAGCAGCAGCUUAACUUAGCAUCACUCAGCAACUUGGUCAUGUGGGGCGUGGACAAACAGAGCAGCGAGCUGUCUAGCCAGGUGUCCAGUCUGGCUGCCAAUCUGAGUGUUGGCUCUCCGUCCAACCUGCUCUUGGGUAGAGAUGAGUGGUUGGGCCGGCCGGUGACCAACAUCCCUCAAGGCGCCAUGCUGACCGUCAACACAAGCUCCGGCGUGAGCAUCAAAUCGGAGCCCAUCUCGCCCGGCCGGGAUCGCAGCACCCCUUGCCCUCCUCCGUCUACCACGCCAUCCUCGACCUCGGGAGGUACCAUCCUGACUGCUCCGCCUCAAUACCCCGGCUCCCUGCUAUGCCUGGAGCCCCCGACCGGCCGCUCGCCCGCAGACAGCGUAAGCAGCAACGCCAGCUCCUUCGAAGGCAGCGACCGUGACGACGCUGGAGCAGCCGGAGGUGGCACUGCAGGUGCGGGAGGAGGAGGCGGUGGGACCGGAGGUGGAGGUGGCAGCUCGGCAGGUCCCACCAGCCGGUCCGUGCCGCCCGACUUCAGCCCGUCGGCCGAGCUCCUCAGGGCGUCGAACGAACAAGACCAGGAGGGAGGAAACAUCAAGCGCAUGAGAUUGGAUGCCUGGGUCACAUAAAGGCACCAACACCUUCUCUCUGCACCCACAGUGAAGUUUUGGUGACUCCCACAACACGCACCCACACUCUUUCUUAGUCCCACCACCACUUCCCCGACCCCACUGUCAUGUGACACUAUCAUCACACACAGUUAUAUUACUCAGCUGCGUCACUCAGACUUCAGAGGCUUUGCCAAAAACCCCAUUAAAAACAAGCAUAAAAAUCCUGAUGGACGGCUCCGAGCUCAGCUGGAUAUUUUAGCCCCUCGGAUGGAGGGACAGUAGAUUUUUAAAGCCUUCUUGCUUGAAUGGACUCCCACAUAUUGAUAUUUUUCUUUUUCUUCUUUGGUAGAAAUACGUUGUUUAAAGUGAAACCACGAAACAAACAUUUCUCUUUCACACGGUUUCCGUAUCGCCUCCAUGUAUUUACAUCGACCUCCUUUCAUUUUAAUACAAUGUGACUCGUGGCCUGUCGACAUUACGGGACUAAUGCCGCACGACUCGCCACUUCCUGCUCUCCAGAAUCCAGCGUUUAUUUAGGCUGCGUGCUGUUGAUUCUCCUGUAAGGCACUUCCAAACUGCACUAAAGGAAAUAACUUUAUCUGGACAAAGACUGAGCAAUUUUUGGCACUGACCAAAACAGACUCAAGCAAAGGUCUUUCUAGGUAACAAUAUUUCUGUGUCAAAGGAUUUUUUAUUUAUUUUAUUUUUUUUUGCCUCUGCUGCCACGACCUCAUGCAACCAGGCAGGCCCCGAGCCCCUCAGGUGGCACUCUGCAGCUGUGUGAGUCGAGCACCUCGCCAGAGUGCCAAUAUCAACUUCUCUUUGAGAUUUAAAUAAAAGAAGAGAAACAAACAAAAUGCCAAAUGCCCCUGUUCUCUAUAGGGACAUGCUAUCGCUCGCACUGUCGUGAAACAUUGAAUUGUAUUGGCGGUCACUUUGUUCACAGACUGGGGUGCUCCUCCCGUCCUCUCACCUCAUCUCCUCUGGAACUCGGAUGGAAAUCCAGCCGGUUACUCAGCUUAUUAGCAGGAGUAGAUGCCAUCCAAGUGAAAUUCAAUAGUAAGAGUUUUUUGAGCCUCUGUUGGCUCUUUUUUUUUUUUUAAUUUGAUUUGAUUUUUUGGAGUAGGGAAGUAUUUGGUUCUCUAAGUCCAAGUGUUCUCUAUCUGUUGGUAUUUUAAAACUCUGUUAGUCGUCCAGAAGUAGGAAUUCCGACUUUGUAUAAAAAUCACUCCUUAUACAAAAAAAGCUUUGAUGUCCUCUUUAGCUCUCUAUAGCUCUCCUUAGCUCUUUGCUGUGUUUCGAAAAAGUGAAAGGAAAAAGACAUUUUUCUAUAUUUCUACCGCUUCAGUUGGCGACAAAGUAAAAGUAGCUUUUCGGCUUCAACGACGUGUAUGUACAUAUGAAUAUAUUUGCAUAGACUUUGCUAGGUAUCCCUAAAAACAAGCAAUGUGUUGAUUCUCAGUGGAUCUGUUUGCAUAUAUGAGUGUGCAUUUGAUAUGUUUUGAGAUACAGGUGCAGGGGUUACGCCGCGCUGGGUGGUGCCGGCGAAUCGGACGUGUUUCAACUAAACCUAUUUUAUUCUAGUGUCGAUGGUGUGUGCACUUUCCGUCUCUCACUCACAGAGGCCUGCUUGGUUGUGGUGUCAUCAUAUUCGCUUGCCACAGUUCUUCUUCUUUCUUUCUUUUGAAGAAAAGAACCCACGAUCAAAGAAAGAAUCCUACACCGUGACAUAAACUUAUUAUCAGGACACUGCCAUUCACUUCUAGCGUAGAGAGGUAAAAUACACUUUGACGGACUCGUGUAAAAUCUUUUCCACGUCACUGUAAGCUGACAAUUUCUUUUUUUUCCCAUCGGGAAAACCAAGUUUGACGUUUAAGUGUAGCUUUUCUUGAACAAAUCUGUUUUUCGUUGAACCAUUUCAAGUGUGUGUAUUGGUGUGUGAACCCAGGCUGUUUAUUGCUCUCGAUUACUUUACCUUUUUUUUUCCCCUGGAGACGAUGCUCAAAGUGCAGACUGGCUGUUAUUUAAACAAUCCUACACCUUUCCGUCAGUGUAGGUGAGCAGCGUUUGACGCCGACUCUGGGUUCAUGCUGCGAGUCGGAAAAAGACAUUGGGGCCGCGUGGGAUUUUCUCCAAAAGACUGACGCGUCUAGCGGCGGCGUUGCUGAGGUAUUUCAUCGUCAUCAUCAUCAUCAUCUUUCCUAGUAUGUGUGGAGGGUAGUUUUUCACUCCACUGAUUUCAGGUUAGCGCUGCUUUCCCCUCUCAGUCAGCCACGGUUAGCAAUUUAACAGCCAACACUUUCAAAGAGCGCUUAUUGGAGAAGUUUUUUUUAAAGGAAUACUUAUACAGUGAGUGAGAACGAGGAGAUCUGUGCUUUUACUUAUGUGGUCAGUAUGUACACAAAACACCAGCCAACACGCCUGAUGCUUACCUCUAAUGCUGCAUUUAUGAAAGCGAAUUAUUUACAUUAUUUACAGCUUCAGAUUCAAACGUUAAAAUACAAAUUUCCCAAAAAUCACUAAAGAAAGUGAAUAAUGUGUGAUUCCCUCCAGAGUUUGUCAGAGUCGGGAAGUGAUGCAAGCAUGAAAGCUGUCAGUAAUCUUUAGUGUCUCUUAACCUUAUAAUGCCCUUAAUACAGGAGUUUCUGAGACCUCUAUCUCAUUAACAUGAUCAAUACUUGCCAUAAUUUUAAAAACUUAUGGAUAAAACUCUUUUUUUUUUGGUCUAAAAUUGACAUUGUUGUUAACAAAAAAUUGCCAAAAACACCCAGUGUAUCAAACGCGAUACAAAGAAAUAUAUAGCAAGUAUAUAAUCAAAAUAUAUCAUACACAACAUGAUAUAGCAAAAACAUUUUUUGUUGAUUUUGCUUUAAGGGUUAAUGAACAUCUCAGUUUGAAAAAAAUCAGAAUUUUCUGGCUGUUUUUUGAUGGGUUGGGUCUUACAGGAUUAAAAAAGGGUGCCCAUUUUUCUCCUUAUACACAAUAUGAGUCUAGAUUCGAUUGUUUGAGGACCUGUGUGCAAAUUAGAUAUGUCACCAAUCAAAGCAUUUUACGUGUAUUAUUUAAGCAUCGGCCUAAAGUGCAGUAAAUCCAAGUGAGAAUCUUGAACCGUUUGCAGGCCUGUGUCACCAUUUGGAUAAUUUUUACACACUUAAAAUCAAUUCAAUUAAAUUUGUUGUUUUUAUCCCCCGCUUGUAUAAAAUGUACAUAAAUAAAUUUGGAUGUCUCCACCUGACAUGUCUUGGUGUUAACGACCAUAAAGUCAGCUCGAGCUCAGUUAUGCGUCGUCUGCAUCCAUUUUCACAAUACUAUAAAAGUAUCGAGCUCAGGCAUUUACAUUACACAACUACAAGCCGCGGCACAUCUCAGAGUUGAGAUGCAAGAUCUCAAAAUUAAUGCAGCACUUUUUUUUUUUUUUAAGUUAAAAUGACAGAGUGAGCUUUAGAGGUGCUGGCAGGCAGAGUGUGACCGCUGGACCGUCGCAUCGAGCCUCUUCUCCGGCCUACAUCCCAUCAAGAAAUUUCAAGAUGUCAAACUAUUCCUUUUGAACACUCGGGAUGCGUGUCCGCCUUCCUGCAGACAGAGCUAACGAUCUCCUCUCGUACCACCCGCUCAUUUCCACUUUUAGAAAAACUCACCUUCAGUGGCAUCUCUUUGUUUCUGUGGGCGCUGAUGUUUGACUGAAAUGUGACACCACACCGAUUGGCUUUGUUCAUGUACAAAAGGAAAAAAAAAGGUUCUCUGUCCAAUCUAGCAGUGUAGUCACAAGACAAUCUAUAUGAGAAAUGAACACCUGCACCCCUGUUACUUGUUGUGUACAAUGUUUUUUAGAAUCUCACUAUUUUUGGAUUAAUUUGUGCUGGUGACAGUUCCAUUGUCUAUUAUUAUUAUUAUUAUUAUUAUAAUGAUAUUAUUAUGGAGCUUUUAUUUUAUUGCUAUUUUUUGUGUAGGAUAGCCAACUGUUUUUAAUUUCCUCUUUCUUAUUUUUCUCUUCCGUAUCAUAAACAUAUAGUACUGGUUUCCUUUUUUGAGGCAACUUUGCUGACAAUUGCACGAUCAGUUAUUGUGGUAUUAGCAAAUGCAAUGAAGGAAAUACCAGUUAAAUGCUGCAGUUUUAAUUAAGAUACAGAAUAUAUUUAUAAAAACGGGAAACAACUGAAAUUAGUAAAAUCCUGAAAUUUGAAACAUGUAAAUGCAUGGGAUACAGGUAACAAUGACAUAUGUUACGUACAGUAAUGAUAAGGACAUGCAUCAGAGAUGAGUUUUAAAACAACUCAGAAUAAUGUAGCAUAUGAAAUACUAAAGAUGAAAUUUAUAGCUAAUAUAUUGUGUUGAGCUGGUCUGCUUUGGGUUUUGUUGUAAAGAAAAUAUUUCUUUUUUUGUUGUUUUUUUUGAGAAUGAUAUACAGUUUGUGUAUAUUUUCAUAUACAAAGUAUGCACUGAUAUGUUAUUGAAAUUCUAUACCGCUUUUACAAAAAAGUGUUUGUUGUACCAAAGUAUCCAAGUCCCUUGAAACCUUAUCCUUUUUGCGUAUGUUUUACCGUAUUUUAUAUAUUAAAUAGACAAACUGAGUGAAAUGAA